Messenger RNA from Ipomoea nil (Japanese morning glory), 792 nucleotides. RefSeq names its product WUSCHEL-related homeobox 3-like. The coding region runs from base 64 to 642 and encodes 192 amino acids. Gene Ontology annotation, molecular function: DNA binding; DNA-binding transcription factor activity. Lineage: Eukaryota; Viridiplantae; Streptophyta; Magnoliopsida; Solanales; Convolvulaceae. Gene Ontology annotation, biological process: plant organ development. The record is from RefSeq and is a predicted model, not a curated record. The transcript is spliced from 2 exons.
CACACAUUAAUUAAGGAAAGACAACCAACGUUAAUCGUUAAGCUAGAUUAUUUGCAGGCAGGCAUGAUUUCUCGGCCUAGACGCUGGUCUCCCACGCCGGAGCAGCUGAUGGUGCUGCAGGAAUUGUACCGGAAAGGGUUGAGGAAUCCCAACUCGUCUCAGGUGAGGACAAUCACCGCCCACCUCUCGUUGUACGGCAAGGUCGAGGGGAAGAACGUGUUUUACUGGUUCCAGAACCAUAAGGCUAGAGAUAGGCAGAAACUUCGGAAAGCUCUUCUUAAACAAAUGCACCACCGCCACUUGCCGUUUCCCGCACCCCCGCCACCACCUUCCGCCACCGCCGUCACUACUCCAAAUCACCAUCCCAAGUCGUUGCUUGAUUCCGCCUCUUCCCACCGCCACUCGCUCUUUAAUAACCCCAAUACAUUUCUUCAUCAUCAGGGCGGGGAUGAAGAGGGAAGUGAUAUGGAGAAUUGCAUGAUGAUGAGAAUGUAUGGUCGUGAUUGGAUGUUGAUGAUGGGGGGAAUGCUGCCAACUUUUCCAUGUUACGUUGACAGAACGCCCAAAACCCUAGAGCUCUUCCCUCUCAAGUCAACCAACAUGAAGGACGACCAAAGCAGCAGCAACGACGACAAUUGCUAAAGCCGUUACAUUUUGCCCUUUCCUUCUUAGUUUCGAUGUUUUUAAGGUUUUCAUAAUGUAAACAUGUAUGUAGGUAGCUGCUGUGAGAUCUGUGUUAAGUUAGUUACUUAGUUAGUAGUAUGAGUGUGAGAUUCACAAUAUAUGCAAUAU